CAUUUCCCAAUAACAAUCGCAAAUCGCAGGUCUGAAAUCAAAUCAAAUCUAGGGUUUGUUUGUUGGGAAGCGAUGGCAUUGAGGAGGUUCUACCAUGAGAUCAAGGGGAAGAAGGUUUCAGAGGUUCCAGAACACGUGAAGCCAAUGCUCUCCUUCGAUUACAUAAAAAAAGCGAUUCAGAGAGGCAUGGACAAUUACCAUGCCAAGUACAUUGAAACCAGUUCUCCCGAACCUCUCUUCCAUAUCUGCUAUGGUGGCAUGAUCUUCUCCUACCUCGUUGCUCUCCCUCACGAGCGUCGCCACCUCGAACACCAGCAGCAACACGCUCAGCAUCAUUGAUUCCUUCAGGAUCCUGGUUGCUGAAUUGGAGUUCGUUGGCUUGCUCGGUCUUUUUGUUUUAAAAUCUGAAAAAUCAAGGCAGAAAGAUACUGUCAGCUGCAAUGUAUUUCAUCGUUUGAAUGAUAAAAUAAGUUCUAUUUGAUACAAUACUCAAUUUUCUUGCACUUAAAUGUUAAUUGAAUGUGUGAAAAGAGAACAUACUUUUUUUAUUUGGUUCAGUCCUCUUGAUGUGGUGAUUUUAUUUUGCAACUGCUCACCUUGUUGGAUGGGUUUCAUAUCUCGACCAAAUCAUACAUGUGUCACAUUAUAUU
Abrus precatorius (Indian licorice) is the source of this 650-nucleotide messenger RNA. RefSeq lists its product as uncharacterized. The transcript has 2 exons. The record is from RefSeq and is a predicted model, not a curated record. Lineage: Eukaryota; Viridiplantae; Streptophyta; Magnoliopsida; Fabales; Fabaceae. The coding region runs from base 73 to 339 and encodes 88 amino acids.